Molecule: messenger RNA, 5993 nt
Organism: Oncorhynchus kisutch (coho salmon)
Lineage: Eukaryota; Metazoa; Chordata; Actinopteri; Salmoniformes; Salmonidae
Product: diacylglycerol kinase alpha-like
Exons: 24
Coding region: 258-2462 (734 amino acids)
Biological process (GO): phospholipase C-activating G protein-coupled receptor signaling pathway
Cellular component (GO): plasma membrane
Molecular function (GO): ATP-dependent diacylglycerol kinase activity; calcium ion binding
Source: RefSeq, a predicted model, not a curated record
GGGAGGGGGAAAUCGCUGAGUCGGGCGUGGCAGUCAGCCAAUCUUUCUUGUUAUCUCUGGGUAAAUGAAAGCUGACAGCUAGACUACCUUUCUUGCAGCGUCCACAGACAAUUUCCGUCGAUUUGCUGGGUGUAAAAACGUUGAAUUGCGCCUCGAUCCUCGCUGAGGAAAUAUCUUACCGGACGAACGGCACGACACUCCGUUUAAGGACGACAGACAGACAACGCUCAUCAUCGCGAAAUAUAGGCGCAGGCAGCAUGUCCACCCCCACAGUCUCAGAGUUGAAAGAGCUGAACCCAGUUGACUUCAUCCAGCUACAGCAGUACAUUGACUACUGCAGGCUGAGGGUUAAAGAUGUGCUGAGGGAAUUUGAUGCAGAUGGCAGGCUGGCCCAGCACAGACAUGGAGAGUGUAUCAAUGAGGAAGGCUUCCGUCUCUUCCUGAAGACCUAUUUGGAGGUUGAGGACUUCCCUAAGGAUCUCUGCCAGCGCCUGUUCCGAUCCUUCCAGAGCGGAACCGAACUGGACGGGCAGGACAACGCCAAAGAGGUCUUUCUGAAGGACGUUUCGUGUUACUUCUCUCUGUUGGAGGAUGGCCAGCCCAGAGACAAGCUGGAGUUUGCUUUCAAACUGUAUGACAGAGAUGGCAAUGGAGUCCUUGACAGCUCUGAGGUGGACCGGAUCAUUGCUCAGAUGAUGCACGCUGCAGAUUACCUGGACUGGGAUGUGUCUGAGCUGAGACCAGUGCUGAAGGACAUGAUGACAGCCAUCGACGCAGACAGCAGUAACACGGUCUCUCUGGAUGAGUGGGUGGAAGGCGGAAUGAACAACGUCCCUCUGCUGGUAUUACUUGGGCUGAAGAUGACUCAGAAGGAUGGGCAGCACCUAUGGAGGAUGAAAAAUUACAACAAGCCUGUCUACUGCAACGUGUGUCAGAGCAUGCUGCUAGGACUGAGGAAACAGGGGCUUUGCUGCACCUGUUGUAAAUACACGGUCCAUGGACGCUGUGCCAACAGAAACCCAGCUCCCUGUACCAGGACCUAUGUCAAGUCUAAGAAAGACACGGGAGUUCCAACCCAUGACUGGGUCAGUGGGAACUGUGACUCUGGGAAGUGUGACAAGUGUCAGAAGAAGAUCAAGAGUUAUCACGGGCUGACGGGCAAACACUGUGUCUGGUGCCACUCCAUGCGCCAUGAUGACUGUGCCUCCCAGGAGCCCUCCGACUGUAACUGUGGAACUCUCAGAGACCAUAUCCUCCCCCCUUGGGCCAUCUACCCUGUUAUGAAGGAGAAGCCUAACAGCAUGAAGAACGGCUCCUCGAGCUCAGCCGGCGACAGUGACCACAACACCACUCCUGACGGAAAGGUGCUUCAGAUUGAUCCGGUCCCAGACACUCAUCCUCUUUUAGUGUUUGUGAACCCUAAAAGUGGAGGCAAGCAGGGAGAAAGAGUUCUGCGUAAAUUCCAGUAUUUGCUGAAUCCACGGCAGGUGUAUAACCUAUCCAAUGGUGGACCUGGACCAGGGCUGUGCUUCUUCAGAAAUCUGAAGGAUUACAGGAUAUUGGUUUGCGGAGGGGACGGCACUGUGGGCUGGAUACUUGAUGCCAUAGAAAAAAACAAUCUUCAAGUGCGGCCACCUGUGGCUGUGUUACCCCUGGGCACAGGAAAUGACCUUGCACGUUGUCUUAGAUGGGGAGGAGGUUAUGAUGGGACGGAUCUGUGUCGGAUCCUGAAGGAGAUUGAGGGCAGCACCCCGGUGCUGAUGGACCGCUGGAAUGUAGAGGUGAUCCUAGAGGACCCCCAGGAGAUGGGUGACCCUGUGCCUUAUGAGAUCAUCAACAACUACUUCUCCAUCGGAGUGGAUGCCUCUAUUGCCCACCGGUUUCAUACGCUGAGAGAGAAACACCCCCAGAAAUUUAAUAGCAGAAUGAAGAACAAGUUGUGGUAUUUUGAGUUUGCCACCUCUGAGACCAUCUCUGCUUCAUGCAAGAAACUGAAUGAAUGUCUUACAAUUGAGUGCUGCGGCACACCAUUGGACCUGAGUGGCCUUUCUAUGGAGGGGAUCGCAGUCCUCAACAUUCCCAGCAUGCACGGUGGAUCCAACCUGUGGGGAGAAGCCAAGAAGGGUGAAUCCAAGUCCUUGAUGAAUCCUCAGGAAAUGCCGGAGGUUAUUGUCGACCCUGAAAUCCUGAAAGUCAGUGGACAAGACCUCAGUGACCUGCGUUUGGAAGUGGUUGGUCUAGAAGGGGCCAUGGAGAUGGGGCAGAUAUAUACUGGACUUAAGAGUGCUAUAAGACUAGCAAAAACCUCACAGAUUACAAUCAGGACUAAGAAACCUUUACCAAUGCAGAUAGACGGAGAGCCCUGGAUGCAGCCACCCUGUACGAUUCACAUCACACACAAGAACCAGGCCAGUAUGCUGAUGGGUCCCCAGAGCCGGUCCAGCUUCUUCAGCUCAAAGUAGAAGCCUGCUCCCUGGCUACACGCAGUAACAUGACCUAUAUGCACUUGCUUAUUAUUUUACAUUUGUGAAAUGACUGAAGCAGCUUGGUUUGUGAAACCAGUUGGUAUAUGCCUAUUUUAGAGAAAUAGGUUGACCAACAUUUUAAGAAAGUUCAACACAUAUUAUUUAGUUUGUUCUGCCUCAAUACAAGAUGAUAUUAUGAAAACAUUGCCAACUACAGCUGUAUGAUAGCCUUUUAUAUUACUCUGGACAACAAGUUAAGAGCUUUUAGUGGGUUUUAUGUGCCUUUUCCAUCAUUUUUUGCCAAAUUCACCUUAUGCGUUAUCAAGGGGACAAAGACUGCUGGGUUGCACAGUCUAAGAUAUUGGUAUCCGCUUGAAAAGUUUGAGUUAAAUGUUUAUUCAACAAAAUUAUUUUAACUGCAUUUAACUUCAUUGUUAUGACAUUUUUGUAGGAUAAUUUAAAUGUAUACGGUACCAGUCAAAAGUUUGGACACACUCAUUCAAGGGUUUUUCUUUAUUUUUACUAUUUUCUACAUUGUAGAAUAAUAGUGAAGACAUCAAAACUAUGAAAUAACACAUGGAAUCAUGUAGUAACCAAAAAAAGUGUUAAAUCAAAAUACAUUUUAGAUUCUUCAAAGUAGCCACGCUUUGCCUUGAUGACAGCUUUGAAUUAACUCAACCAGCUUCAUGAGGUAGUCACCUAGAAGGCUUUUCCAACAGUCUUGAAGGAGUUCCCACAUAUGCUGAGCACUUGUUGGCUGCUUUUCCUUCACUCUGCAGUCCAACUCAUCCCAAACCAUCUCAAUUGGGUUGAGGUUGGGUGAUUGUGGAGGCCAGGUCAUCUGAUGCAGCACUCUUGUUCUUGUCAAAUAGCCCUUACACAACCUGAAGGUGUGUUGGGUCAUUGUCCUGUUGAAAAGCAAAUGAUAGUCCCACUAAGCGUAAACCAGAUGGGAUGGUGUAUCGCUACAGAAUGCUGUGGUAGCCAUGCUGGUUAAGUGUGCCUUGAAUUCUAAAUAAAUCACAGACAGUGUUUUUUAUUUUUACCAGGUAGGCAUGUUGAGAACAAAUUCUCAUUUACAACUGUGACCUGGCCAAGAUAAAGCAGAGCAGUGUGACUGUCACGAAUAUUUGUAGAGAUGGACCAAGGCGCAGCGGAUGUUGAGUUCCACAUAAUUUAUUAUAAAGUGUAACUUAGCAAAACAAUAACACAAACAACAAACCAUGACUACAGAGAUGCUACGUGCACUUACUCAAAACAAUAUCCCAUAAAACACAGGUGGGAAAAAUGCUACUUAAAUAUGAUCCCCAUUUAGAGACAACGAUUAACAGCUGCCUCUAAUUGGGAAUCAUACCAAUCACCAACAUAGAAAACAAAACUAGAACCCCACAUAGAAAAUAUAAACUAAACUAACCCCCCAGUCACGCCCUGACCUACUUUACCAUAGAAAAUAAGGGCUCUCUAUGGUCAGGACGUGACAGUGACACAGACAACAACAACAGAGUUACACAUGGAGUAAACAAUAAACAAGCCAGUAACACAAUAAACAAGUCAAUGGCACAGUAGAAAAAAAAGAGUCUAUAUACAGUGUGUCACACCCUGACCAUAGUUUGCUUUGUAUGUUUCUAUGUUUUGUUUGGUCAGGGUGUGAUCUGAGAGGGCAUUCUAUGUUGGAUGUCUAGUUUGUCUGUUUCUGUGUUUGGGCCUGAUAUGGUUCUCAAUCAGAGGCAGGUGUUAGUCAUUGUCUCUGAUUGGGAACCAUAUUUAGGUAGCCUGUUUUGUGUUGGGUUUUGUGGGUGGUUGUUUCCUGUCUUUGUGUUUGUUGCACCAGAUAGGGCUGGUUCGGUUUUGCUACGUUUAUUAUUUUGUAUUAUGUUCAUGUUGAGUUUACCUAUUAAAAAACAUGAACUAUAACCACGCUGCAUUUUGGUCUGCCUCUCCUUCCCAGGAGGAAAGCCGUUACACAGUGUGUGCAAAAGGCAUGAGGAGGUAGGCAAGAAAUAGGUCAAAGGAGCGAAUAAUUACAAUUUAGCAGAUUAACACUGGAGUGAUAAAUGAGCAGAUGAUGAUGUGCAAGUGGAGAUACUGGUGUGCAUAAUGGCAGAAAAGUACAUCAAAUAAAAACAGUAUGGGGAUGAGGUAGGUAGAUUAGGUGGGCUAUUUACAGAUGGACUAUGUGUCACCAGCAAAGCACCAUCACACCUCCGCCAUGCUUCACGGUGGGAACCACACAUGCGGAGAUCAUCCGUUAACCUACUCUGCGUCUCACAAAGACAUGGUGGUCGGAACCAAAGAUCGCAGAUUUGGACUCAUCAGACCAAAGGACAGAUAUCCACCGGUCUAAUGUUUCUUGGCCCAAGCAAGUCUCUUCUUUUUAUUGGUGUCCUUUAGCAGGGGGUUUAUUUGCAGCAAUUUGACCAGGAUGAACUGAUUCACACAGUCUCCUCUGAACAGUUGAUGUUGAGAUGUGUCUUGAACUUGAACUCUGUGGUGCAAUCGGAGGUGGAGUUAAUUGCCGAUUUCUGAGGCUGGUAACUCAAAUGAACUUAUCCUCUGCAGCAGAGGUAACUCUGGGUCUUCCUUUGCUGUGGCGGUCCUCAGACAGUUUCAUUAUAGCAUUUUAUGUUUUUUGUGACUGCACUUGAAGAAACUUUCAAAGUUCUUAAUUUUCCGUAUUGACUGACCUUCAUGUCUUAAAGUAAUGAUGGACUGUCUUUUCUCUUUGCUUAUUUGAGCUCUUCUUGUCAUAAUAUGGACUUGGUCUUUUACCAAAUAGGGCUUGGUCUUUUACCAAAUAGGGCUAUCUUCUGUAUACCACCCCUACCUUGUCACAACACAACUGAUUUGGCUCAAACAUAUUUAAGAAGGAAAAAAUUCCACACAUUCACUUUUAAAAAGGCACACCUGUUAAUUGAAAUACAUUACAGGUGACUACCUCAUGAAGCUGGUUGAGAGAAUGCCAAGAGUGUGAAAAGCUGUCAUCAAGGCAAAGGGUGGCUACUUUUAUUUAUUUUUUGUUAUUUCAUAGCGUUGAUGUCUUCACUAUUAUUCUAUAAUGUAAAAUAUAAAGAAAACCCUUAAAUGAGUAGGUUUGUCCAAACUUUUGACUGGUACUGUAUCAAAUUUGGUAAUUGAAAGUCUAAAAUUGUCCAGGAUUUGUUAAGUUAUGAAAUGUUUAAAAGCUCAGUGCAUAAUGCUUGUGGUAAUAUACCCACAUCAGUGCAGAUUUAUAUGAAAUUAGUAUGCACUCUUGUCAGCAAGAAACUCUUUGCUCCUAUGUCCUGUGGCCAAGCGUAAUUUAAUUGUUUUAAUAGCAGUAGUUUAAUUCAGUAGUUUUAAUAUAUUGAGUGACCGUUUGGAAUCGAAAACAAAUUGUUUUACUUCCUCCUCUCAAUUUAAGGUCUCAGUUUUCUCUUAUUCUGUAUCUCUAAUUGAAGGUUAGCCAUAUCAUUUCACUUAAAUACUGAGAAUGUUGAAAAUAUUGGAAAUGAUGCUAUAGAUAUUUCAAUAAACCGAUUUGACAUUGUG